CUCUCAUCAAACAUCAAAACAUCAACAACCGAGCAUCCUAUCUAAGAAACCAGUCAAUUGUCACUUAUCCAAGCUCAUCAAGUAUUUUGUAACAUUUUAUCUCAGCUUCAAUACCACUUUUCAGCGAAGGAAAGGCGUUUCCAGCGAGCCAAGACCCCUCAACCCAGGAGACAGCUCCGAACCACCACCAGCACUAAAGCAUCAUGAAUCAAAGCAUCCAGUUCCUCAAACCGGACGGUACGCCCUCACGGGCGUUAUACUGCCAAUCCGAGGACCCUUUAGAAUGGCACGAAGUCAUCCCUCCGUCCCGCAAAAAGACUCUAAAAGCUCUCAUCCUGGAUCACCGCACCUGGGAAGCUCUGAGAAAGGGCGAUCUGAAUGAUUUAUUUAUUUUGCUGCCAUCUUUACAAGAGCUUAUUUUGCCGAUUUAUGAUUGGGGUGAUAUGGAUACCUACAUAGGAACCAUGCAAUUCACAAAGCUGAAUAAAGACCGCAUCGUCUACAUCAGCGGUUCUCUAAACAUCCCGACGCUCGACAAGAACGAGUACGACAGCUGGAGCGAGUGGAAGCAGGAUCUAGAAGCUGUAGGUGAAGAGAUCAUCACGCCCGGGAUGUUGGAGAAGGAGAUUAGAGAGAUUGUAAAGGCUUCGUUGGUAAGUACGGCUAUGGAGGGGAAUCUGAUUGAUGUGGAUCCUAGGGAGGUGAAGAUUACUGUUUGUGGGAUGCGGAGGGUGGAGGGGUAGUAAGUGAGAUUAUCUGAAAAUGAAACUGGUUAGAUAGUUCUUGGAUAUCAUUUUAUUGAUGUUGAACAACAAAGGGAGCUUGGAUGGAAGAGAAGGAGAGAAUAAUUCACUUCAUUCUCUAGCGUGUACUUGAGACAUCCUGCAAGUCCCGUCCGGACUCGGUCCAGAGCUCUACCACCUUCCAAAUCACACCUCCA
Cadophora gregata is the source of this 940-nucleotide messenger RNA. RefSeq lists its product as uncharacterized. The record is from RefSeq and is a predicted model, not a curated record. NCBI's taxonomy places the organism in Eukaryota, Fungi, Ascomycota, Leotiomycetes, Helotiales, Ploettnerulaceae. The coding region runs from base 204 to 743 and encodes 179 amino acids. The transcript is spliced from 2 exons.